Molecule: messenger RNA, 422 nt
Organism: Penaeus monodon (black tiger shrimp)
Lineage: Eukaryota; Metazoa; Arthropoda; Malacostraca; Decapoda; Penaeidae
Exons: 1
Coding region: 9-422 (137 amino acids)
Biological process (GO): translation
Cellular component (GO): ribosome; cytosolic small ribosomal subunit
Molecular function (GO): structural constituent of ribosome; protein binding
Source: RefSeq, a predicted model, not a curated record
CAAGCACGAUGGUAAUGAUUUACAUUCGCUCGAAAACCACCCACGUCGUGGAGAAUGCCGAGGAGCAUACCGUAGGAGACGUCCGCUCCUGUAUCUGCCAGGCCGAAGGGCUGCCCCUGGAGGAAGUGAGGCUGUACGCUGCGGGGACGCUCCUCGACGACGACACCUUCCCUCUCGCCGACCUGACCGUCGACACCAUCGACGUCAACGUUGGCCUCAAGGGAGGGAAGGUCCACGGGUCCCUGUCGCGCGCCGGCAAGGUCAAGGGCCAGACCCCCGUGGUGGAGAAGAAGGAGAAGAAGAAGGGCAAGACCGGCCGCGCCAAGCGCAGGGCGCAGUACGAGCGCCGGCUGUUCCUCGCGAGCGUGAACCCUUCGGGCCGUAGGCUAGGCCCCAAUGCUCAGGGAGACAACAAGACAUAG